CAACCACAGAACUGUUCUCCCACCAAUUUCAAUCAAUCACACACAAACGCACUAAUGGCCGACACGAAGGUACAAUCCCCUGAAACAACGGCGGUUGAGGAGAAUCAACGAAUAACAUCGCCGGCGGCGCCGCCACCACAACAGCCACAUUGGAUGGCGAUGAGAUAUCCAUCGGCGAUGGUAAUGCCGCAUCAGAUGAUGUAUGCGCCGCCACCAUACUCUCCUUAUCAUCACAAUCACUAUCAUCAGCAGCAUCAUCAAUCUCGUGGUAAUAAGCAUCAAAACGCUUCAAACGCUGAGAAUAAGACCGUUUGGGUCGGUGAUUUGCUUCAUUGGAUGGAUGAGAGCUAUCUUAAUUCUUGCUUUUCUUCCGCUGGAGAGAUGUCGUCGGUUAAGGUUAUACGAAACAAGCACACUGGUCUGUCUGAGGGCUACGGAUUUGUGGAAUUUGAUUCCCACGAUGUCGCCGAGAAGGUUUUGCAGGAGUUUAAUGGCGUAACUAUGUUAAAGUCCGACCAACCUUUCCGUUUAAACUGGGCGAGUUUUAGCACCGGUGAAAAGCGGUUAGAGAAUGGUCCUGAUCACUCGAUAUUCGUUGGGGACUUAGCGCCGGAAGUCAGUGAUGCUAUGUUGCUUAAAACAUUCGUUGAUAAGUACCCAUCCGUCAAGAACGCGAAAGUCGUUAUUGAUGGCAAUACUGGUCGAUCGAAAGGGUAUGGCUUUGUGAGGUUUGGAGAUGAUAAUGAGAGGAGCAAAGCUAUGUUGGAGAUGAAUGGUGUUAAAUUCUGUAGCAGGGCUAUGCGAAUCGGUCCUGCAACACCUAGGAAGCCAAAUGGUUAUCACCAACAAGGUGGGUAUAUGUCGAAUGGUGCAUUGGCUAGACAUGAAGGGGACUCAUUGAACACAACAAUAUUUGUUGGAGGUCUUGACUCUAGUGUCACUGACGAAGAUCUUAGACAACCUUUUGCUGCUUAUGGCGACAUAGUCUCUGUCAAGAUACCUAUUGGGAAAGGAUGUGGAUUUAUUCAGUUUGUGAACAGAGAAAAUGCAGAGGAGGCUUUAGAGAAAUUAAAUGGGUCUGAGAUUGGGAAACAAACCGUUCGCCUUUCUUGGGGUCGUAAUCCAGGCAAUAAACAGCCAAGAGGAGAGUAUGGAGACCAAUGGGUUGAUCCAUACUACGGAGGACAAUAUUACAACGGUUAUGGAUACAUGUUACCGCCACCUGUAGACCCGAGAAUGUAUGCUGCUGCGCCAUACGGAGGUUAUCCGGUGUACGGUGGUCACCAGCAACAACAACAAGUAAGCUGA
Thlaspi arvense is the source of this 1308-nucleotide messenger RNA. Lineage: Eukaryota; Viridiplantae; Streptophyta; Magnoliopsida; Brassicales; Brassicaceae. The record is from the annotation of a GenBank genome assembly.